This is a messenger RNA of Rosa rugosa (rugosa rose), 749 nucleotides long. RefSeq names its product probable methyltransferase At1g29790. Gene Ontology annotation, molecular function: methyltransferase activity. Bases 1 to 522 code for a protein of 173 amino acids. The transcript has a single exon. Lineage: Eukaryota; Viridiplantae; Streptophyta; Magnoliopsida; Rosales; Rosaceae. The record is from RefSeq and is a predicted model, not a curated record.
AUGAUUACCAAUAAAUCGCUACCAGUUGAUUUCCUGAUCAGUGAAAUUUGGGCUAUUAAGCCUGGGGAGAUAAGAAUUGGUCUUGACUUUGGUGUUGGCACAGGAACUUAUGCUGCAAGAAUGAGAGAAAAUAAUGUUACAGUAGUCUCUACUGCUCUUAACCUUGGGGCUCCUUUCAAUGAAAUGAUUGCAUUAAGAGGUUUGGUUCCGCUGUAUGUAACAUUGAAUCAGCGUCUACCUUUCUUUGAUAAUAUAAUGGACUUGAUUCAUACCGCUGGGUUUCUGGAUGGCUGGAUUGACCUGCAGUUGCUGGAUUUCAUCCUGUUUGAUUGGGACCGAAUUCUGAGGCCCGGCGGAUUGUUAUGGAUUGACCGGUUCUUCUGCAAUAAAAAGGAUUUGGAUGAUUUCAUGUAUAUGUUUCUGCAGUUGAGAUACAAGAAACACAAGUGGGUUAUUUCUCCCAAAUCAAAGGAUGAGGUCUACUUUUCUGCAGUGUUAGAGAAACCUCCAAGAGCAAUCUGAUCAAUUCAUUGUAUGGAACUUUCUUUCUUUUGGAAUUUACUUUUGUCUAGUCAUUAACAUACUGGGAAUAGGAUUUCACUUAGAUGUGACUUGUCUUUGUUUUCCUAAUUGACAUUUGGUUGAUAGCUUGGAUUAUGAGAUGUCACCUAAAUUAUGGCCAUAAAGUGUAAAUCAACAUGUCAUAAGUUGAAUUGUAGUACUGUUAAAUGCCCAUGGUUUCUUAUCAG